AUGGAUAGUGCUAUAAUUGAUAUAGUCUGGUGUGGCGCACAUAAUUAGUAUAAUGAACAUAGUAGAAGUAUUAUAUCAUUUAGAAACGUUAUUAGUACUAUAAAACAUUUUGAAAUAGAUUUAGAAGAUUUAUCAAAAUUUAUAAAUACAAUAAAGUAUUUUUAGAACCUGAAUUUAAUAGAUUACUGAUCAUCAUUAAUUACAUUACAUUAUACAAAUAAUAAUAAAAUGAAGAAUUAAUUAUUUUAAUGUUCAUAAGAUAUAACAAAGAUGAAAUAAUAAUAAAUAUGAUAAUUAGACAUUUGGUUCUGUCUUUGUAAAAUUUUCAAACAUAAUCAUUAUCUAAAUGUAUAAAUUAUUAUUCAAAUUUAUAAAAAUUUGCUGAAAUUGUUGAUAAAUAUUUUACAACUGAAAAUAAAUUGGUGAAUUAUUUAAACAUAAUCAUAUUUAAUACAUACCAAUUAAAAUUAUAGAAGGUUUAAGAGAAAACAUUUAAUAAUUAUAGAUAUUAGAAAAAUAUAUUAAAUAUUCAAAGAGAAAGAUAGAGAUUUUUAUUACAUAAAAUACCUUUAAAUAGAAGAGUUCAUUAUGAAUUAUGA
This is a messenger RNA of Paramecium sonneborni, 599 nucleotides long. NCBI's taxonomy places the organism in Eukaryota, Ciliophora, Oligohymenophorea, Peniculida, Parameciidae. The record is from the annotation of a GenBank genome assembly.